Molecule: messenger RNA, 1989 nt
Organism: Pseudophryne corroboree (corroboree frog)
Lineage: Eukaryota; Metazoa; Chordata; Amphibia; Anura; Myobatrachidae
Gene: POLR3GL
Product: RNA polymerase III subunit GL
Exons: 9
Coding region: 388-1035 (215 amino acids)
Biological process (GO): transcription by RNA polymerase III
Cellular component (GO): RNA polymerase III complex
Source: RefSeq, a predicted model, not a curated record
GCCUGGGCGACUGCCUGCGUUCCAAGAGUGGCGGAAGUGGUCUGCGUUCCAUGUGUGGCGGAAGCAGCAUGCGGUGAAGGUACACUCGCACACAGUUUUUGAAGGAACUCGGCAGGGAGGUUGUUCCAAACAUCUUGGAGAACUGACCACAGAUCUGCUGUGGAUGUACUGUAGGCUUACUCAAAUCCUUCUGUCUCUUCAUGUUAUCUGCAUAUCUAACUGUGUGUUUGGGUGGCCCCCCGACCUCCUGUACACUGGCUGCAGCGACCGCUGGUGACUGACAUCACAACUGGGCGCCCGCGGAUAGGCGGCAUAGUGAGCGGAUACGGCGGUCUGCAGACAGGUCAGGUCGGAUUUAUUUGGUUCUAGCCAAAUACCGCUCCCAAGAUGGCAGGAAGAGGCAGAGGUCUUGGGCGGGGUCAGAUGACAUUUAACAUUCAGGCUGUGGGCAUAGGACGGGGUGAAACCUUACCUCCACCCACCCUUCAGCCUCCCCCUUUGUUCCCCGCCUUGGACUUUAAGCCCGUACCUCUGCAGACAGGCGAGGAGGUGGAAUAUAUGCUGGCAUUGAAACAAGAAUUACGAGGGUCAAUGAAGAGCCUCCCUUACUACAUAAAACCCGCGGAUCCCAAGAAAGAUGUGGAACGUUACUCUGAUAAAUAUCAGACGUCUGGACCUGUUGACAAUGCUAUUGAUUGGCACCCCGAUUGGAAAUUGCUGCCCCGUGAGCUAAAGAUCAAAGUGAGGAAGAUACAGAAAGAAAAGUCUACCGUUGUCCUUCCCAAACACAAGCAGAGGGUCCCGUUGGAUAAAGAAGAGAUUAUUAAAAAACUUGAGAAUCUGGAGAAGAAAGAGAAGGAGGACAGCUCUGAGGAUGAAAAGGAGAACAAGGAGGAGGAAGAAGAGAAGGAGGAAGAGGAAGACUACGAUGAGGAGGAACAUGAAGAGGAGACGGACUACAUUAUGUCCUAUUUUGAUAAUGGGGAAGAGUUUGGUGGAGACAGUGAUGAAAAUAUGGAUGAAGCCACCUACUGAUCUCUCUGCAGAAGACUGCUGCUCGUCCGGCUUACAGAAGAACCUCUGCCACCCCCCUCUUCUUUACAAUGGACCUCAGUCUUGCGCCUCUCUGUGGUGAACAGUAGACAUUGCAACAGCACUGCAACAAUUUUAACAGAUUUUACAGUGAUUAUUUUAACAACAUAUAUUUUAAACCUCCACGGUUGUUUUACAGGCCCAUUGGGAUCUGAUCGCUUAGGCUUCAUUUAUUGCUACACUUCACUGUCUGGUCCCGCAGUGUCUCAUUCAAACACUAGAGGGCGGUAGAUGGAUCUUGGAAAACGUUUAAUAUUUUACAUCUUUACUGGACUAAAUAACUGGGGGACUGUAUAUAGACUGCUCAUUAUUUUCUACCUGAAGACAUUUUAUAGUUUUUUAAGAUGUGAAUGGUUGGGUUUUAUUCACAGUCACGGCCAGCAGGAGGCGCCAGUGUGUAACGUGAGUUGGUUGAGCAGAUAAACAGAUCUCAUGUAGCUACUGAUAGGUCAUUGGGACAUCGGCCUCUUCUGUGAAGCUUUGUGGCACGUUUUUAAGGCAGUGUACAGCUCAGGAAAUGCUACACUGUGUGUUUUAUCCGAAUGUGCUUUAAUGUGAGUCAGAAUAGUUUUCAAAGUCACAAGCCAGCGUACCGACCUCAGUUGAUACCGUAGCAGGGCUCAGAGACACCCUAGAGAUUCUGAUUGGCCUAUAAGGGUCUUGGUGAUCUAUACCCCUGUAGGCGGAGCAUACGCCAUAACGCAAAUACAGGCGAUGCAGAGACCUCACAGUUUAUGGUGACCACAGAUUCAGUUGUUCAGCGUACAGACAGAUGUUCCCUUGGACUGUCGCCUUGUCUCGUGAGGUUGUCCGAGCAGGUGGCAAAAUAUUCUAUAGGGACAGAUUGUGUUCUGGAAAACCACUUUCAUUCAAUUAAAAUGGUGUUUUUUUUUAAGA